Molecule: messenger RNA, 2529 nt
Organism: Hyla sarda
Lineage: Eukaryota; Metazoa; Chordata; Amphibia; Anura; Hylidae
Gene: PCYT1A
Product: phosphate cytidylyltransferase 1A, choline
Exons: 9
Coding region: 275-1378 (367 amino acids)
Biological process (GO): CDP-choline pathway
Cellular component (GO): endoplasmic reticulum
Molecular function (GO): phosphatidylcholine binding; choline-phosphate cytidylyltransferase activity
Source: RefSeq, a predicted model, not a curated record
UCCACAGCCCGCGCUCUAGUUCCCGGCGGGCUGUUUACUUCGUUACUCCGCUGUAAUGCUGGCUAUGAGCUGUACUUCCGGACCGUUCUGUCAGACUAUGACACUAAGUAGCCCCGCCCGGAAACUGGACACGGAGACACCGGGAGGUGAGCUGGGUCCUGGGCUCUGCGUCUUCCCAACUCCAUGAGCUGUACAUAGCCGCACCGAGCGCACAGGUGGAUAGAAAACAUAUGAUAUAUUUAUUCAGACUACGACAACCCCUUACAUCUCAGUAAUGGAGCCCCAGAACACUACAAAACUUAGUUCCCGCAAGAGAAGAAAAGAGGAUUUAGGACCCAAUGGCACUACAGAUGAAGAUUCUUUACCUGCAAAGGUUUUCCGCCAUAUGACGGGUGUGGGUGAACCGGCUCCGUUCUCAGAUCAGUUAUAUAUUGACUACAGUAAGCCAUACGAGAGAGUAACCAUGGAAGAGGCCAAGAUGGGAACCCCACCUGACAGACCUGUACGAGUCUACGCGGAUGGUAUCUUUGACCUGUUUCACUCUGGACAUGCCCGCGCUUUAAUGCAAGCAAAGAAUCUCUUUCCGAACACAUACCUGAUUGUAGGGGUAUGUAGCGAUGAGCUGACGCAUAACCUGAAGGGAUUCACAGUUAUGAAUGAAGCAGAGAGAUAUGAUGCGGUGCAGCAUUGUCGCUAUGUGGACGAGGUGGUGAGGAAUGCACCAUGGACACUCACCCCAAAAUUUCUUGAGGAACAUAGGAUUGACUUUGUUGCACAUGAUGAUAUCCCCUAUUCAUCUGCAGGAAGUGAUGAUGUCUACAAACACAUAAAAGACGCAGGAAUGUUUGCACCAACCCAGCGGACAGAAGGAAUUUCUACAUCUGACAUCAUUACAAGGAUUGUACGGGAUUAUGAUGUCUAUGCUCGUCGUAAUUUACAGCGUGGAUAUACAGCCAAAGAGCUGAAUGUCAGCUUCAUCAAUGAGAAGAAAUACCAUUUGCAGGAACGAGUUGAUAAAGUAAAAAAGAAGGUGAAGGAUGUGGAGGAGAAGUCAAAGGAGUUUGUGCAAAAAGUUGAGGAGAAGAGUAUUGAUCUAAUCCAAAAAUGGGAAGAGAAGUCACGAGAAUUCAUUGGGAAUUUCUUGGAGAUGUUUGGCCCAGAGGGAGCUUUGAAACACAUGCUCAAGGAGGGCAAAGGAAGAAUGCUUCAAGCUAUUAGUCCAAGACAGAGCCCCAGCAGCAGUCCAUCCAGAGAACGUUCUCCCUCUCCAUCAUUCCGGUGGCCCUUCUCUGCCAAAAGCUCUCCCCCUGCAUCACCAGGAAGACGCUCUCGAUCUGCUGCUGCUGCAUAUGAUAUCAGUGAGGAUGAGGAGGAUUAAGGAUUUUUUUUUUUCUAGCUCUUAUUUCUUCCUACCAGUUGCAGAUUUCAUGCCCUCUGACCUCUGGUAAAGCAGCCACAAGUAAAGAGCACUAAACCUCAUCCCAGAUAUCUGGGCGGGGUGCAGAACGGUUCCCAAGAGCCACAGUAUGUGGCAGUGGAUAGGACACAAGCUUCUUUCCUACAAAUUACCAUGAUACAUUAUUGUAUUUUUUUAAAUGAAGCCAAUCUCUUUUUAAUGAACUAAGUGUCCAAAACCUAUUUCUUUUGUCGUCGAUGUAUUUUCUAUUUUACCAGGAGGUUUUAUCGCAUGGACUAUUGCAUCCUGUUGUAGCCUUUUAGUACUUGAACUCCAAAUAUUGCAAAUAUUUUCAGCUGUGAGCUCCCAUUUGACUAGACAGUAAAUUAUCAUCAUGGAGGGAAAAGAGCUCCAUCCAAGUGGCACAGAGAAGUAUAUAUGUGUGCGUGUGUGUCACAAUAUUGGAGGUAUUACCUACAAUUUACUGAUAUGUGGGGGUGGUGACCAGUGAAAUGUAUUGUAUUUAACAUCAACCCCAUGGAAUUUAGCCAUUUCCCAUUAAAAGUGCCUGUUGUCGUAAAUCAAAUUUUUUGCAUCUGUUUAGAUUUGCAUAUUGCAAAAAUUCUGCCAUUCUUCAAACAAAUAAAUGUGCAGAUUCCCUGUGUGUAAAAUAAUACAUUUAAAGAAUGCAACAGUAUGUUGUCAGAUUCUCAAUUAACCGAAACAAGGCAAGAAAUACAAAAAAAAGAGGGUUAUGUGAAAAUUCUAAGAAUCUCAAUUUGCAUUUAGCAACUUGCAUUUUACAGAUAAAAGUAUACAUUCUGCUUAAAUACAUGGCUGCCACUCAAGUAUACAACUGUUUAUGUUCAGUUUUAGUAGUUUAUAAUGAUUUUCAUUUUUUCUCUUAAAAUAGUAAAGGAAUGUAUUGUUUGUCAUUUUGAAGAAACUUUUCAUGAAAAUAUUGUCAGAACUGUUUCUACAGAAAUAAGCAUCUAAAUUGCCAUGCAUUUUUAAUGCAUCCUUUUUCCAUAUGGAUGAAAUGCAGCAAAUUGUUACACCCAGAAAAGUAAAUGCCUGUUUAAAGGGAAUGUAUCACUUAAAUAUUUUUAAUAAUAAAAAACACUGAAACAUUA